CUCCUCCUCCUCCUCCUCUCUACCCACUUUCCUUCUCUUUCUCCUCCUUUUUCCUCUCCUUCCUCCCUCUCCCUCCUCUUCCCUCUUCAUCAGCCCUUCCCUCUCCCCAUGGCGCGGUGCCCCGUGUCCGCUCUCUGUUUCCUCCUCGUCUCCCUCUCCUUCGCCAUCGUGCUCCUCAACCUCGGUUACGAAAGGGCGGUUCGGUUCGAGCCCAAGGGAGCCCGAGAUGGCCAGGCCUUCGGGAGGCGCCUCAGCAUGGCCAAGACCUCCUCGAAGGCGGCCAAGUGGGCCAACGAACUGGAGGAGGUGUCCUACCCGCCCGUCAACUUCUCUUCCGUCGAGGAGACCCUGAGGGCGAGGAGGAUCGAGAUCGAGGACCGAUGCCGGAGGACCCUGUCGGCGGAGGACCUCGCCCGCCCGCCCAAUAGUAAGGAGUUCCUCAUCAGUGGCCGCUACAACCUUGUGUGGUGCAACGUGUUCAAGGCCGCCUCCUCCAAUUGGCUCUACAACUUCCUCCUGAUGGCGGGCUUCACCGAGAAGGAGCUGCAAAAGUCGAGUUCCUCCCCGGUCGAACUGGCUCGGCAGGAAGCCUACGCCCGGCCCUCGCGCGACGAACUCGUGGCGGCGAUGGAGAACCCCGGAGCCACGUCCUUCAUGAUCGUCCGCGACCCCUUUGAGCGCCUCCUCUCCGCCUACAAGGACAAGAUCGAGUCCACGAAGCAGAAGUUCUACAGAACCCUCAGGUGCCAGAUCCAGCACAGGGCGACGAAGACGACCCGCGACUGCCAGCCGACCUUCCCCGAGUUCGUGGAUUACCUGCUGGAGGAGCGGGCGAAGGGCAAGGCCCCGAACGAGCACUGGGCGCCCUACCACUCCUUCUGCUCGCCGUGCCAGCUGCCCUUCGACUACGUCCUGCGCUUCGAGAGUCUGCUGGAGGAGGAGGCCUUCCUGGUGGCGAAGGUCCCUGGGCUGUCCGCGGUGGUCAAGCCCCACAAGUUGCACGCCUCACACACCGACUACAGCGCCGUCACGAGGCAGUAUUUUUCGCAGCUCUCGCCCUUGAAACUCGCUCGUCUUUACGAUAUUUAUAGAAAUGAUUUCAUAAUAUUUGGCUACAAUGCGACGCGGUAUUGGGAGUAUGUUGGUGCAGUUUUCUAGGAAGCUGUUUGUUUGGCAUGAGGUAUUGUUUAUUAAACUUUUUAAAAAGG
Molecule: messenger RNA, 1208 nt
Organism: Penaeus chinensis
Lineage: Eukaryota; Metazoa; Arthropoda; Malacostraca; Decapoda; Penaeidae
Product: carbohydrate sulfotransferase 13-like
Exons: 4
Coding region: 109-1158 (349 amino acids)
Biological process (GO): carbohydrate biosynthetic process
Cellular component (GO): membrane
Molecular function (GO): sulfotransferase activity
Source: RefSeq, a predicted model, not a curated record